Molecule: messenger RNA, 1836 nt
Organism: Sphenostylis stenocarpa
Lineage: Eukaryota; Viridiplantae; Streptophyta; Magnoliopsida; Fabales; Fabaceae
Source: the annotation of a GenBank genome assembly
AUGAGUUCAGGCAUGGUUGCAUCUUGCGAGGCAACACCCUUCUUCUCUGCUAGCAAAUCCACCAGAUUCCCUAUUCUCUCCACCUUUCGCCGCCACUCUCUAUCGCUCCCUUUCGUAUCCUCUUCCCCCAAUCUCGUCAUCUCUCCCAGUGAACCUCUCACUCUCACUCCACUCGAACACUCUCCUCUCUUCGAUUACCACCGCCUUGAUCAACAACUCCUCCGAACCCUCGCUUACGACGCCCUCGUUUGGAGCUCUCUCCACGGCCUCCUCGUCGCCGACAAAUCCAUUCAGAAUUCAGGAAGCGUUCCUGGCGUUGGAUUAGUGCAUGCUCCGGUUGCCUUGUUACCCACGCCAUUUCCUGAAAACCAGUGGAGGGAGGCGACUGAGUUGGCUCCUAUAUUCAAUGAACUCGUUGAUCGGAUCAGCUUGGAUGCAACGUUUAUCCACCAGUGUCUCUCCAGAACUAAGAAAGCGGAUGAGUUCACCUCUAGACUUUUAGAUAUUCAUUCCAAGAUGCUACAAAUUGGCAAAAAAGAGACUAAAUCACUUUUGCAAAUAGAACUAAACACUAUCGCCUCUUCAUUUGCCGGUCUUAGUAAUCUUGUGACUGAACUUCAUAGCUAUGGUGGUUUGAAAUCGGAGUUGAUUCAGGAUAGUCAAACUUGCACGAUAGCAAAGCUAUUAGUGCCAUCAAGUGGCACCGGGGCAGGUGGCCGCUACUGGAGUUCAUUCAUGCCUGAUAUUGAUGAUUACAAAAGUAUCCCUGCCAACGAUGCCGUGAAUCAGUAUGCGGAGGCCUUAGCUAAAGCUUGGAGUGAGUAUAACAACCCCAGGGCCGUGAUUAUGAUUGUAGUUCAGACUGAAGAACGAAACAUGUACGACCAGCAUUUUGUUUCUGCUACGUUGGCCGAAGUUGAUCAAGAAGGAGAAAUUCUACCUGAUGGAACACUAUCAGUGAAUGGACAAGCAAUUUCAGUCAUUUAUUUCCGGGCAGGCUAUACACCAGUUGACUAUCCUUCAGAAUCGGAAUGGAGAGUUAGGUCACUGAUGGAACAAUCUUCUGCCAUCAAAUGUCCUUCAAUAUCAUAUCAUCUGGUUGGCACCAAAAUGAUUCAACAGGAACUUGCAAAGCCUGGUGUGCUUGAGAGGAUCUGCUCCCAUCGAUGUGUUGCUCAGUUGGUUGGUCAUGAUAUCAUUGUAUCCUCUAGGUUUGGAAUGAUGAGGUUUUUAACCAAAAUAUCAUUGGAUUGGCUGGAGGGAGUUUCCUAUCGAAAGCUCAUGGUGUCUACAGAGCUGAUCCUAAUUGGAGAAGCCCCCCGGUCCCAAUUUUAUUUCAGAAAACAAGCAGUUCUAUGGCUAAUCCUUGAGUUAAGCAGGUUCCUUGAAAGCAAAGAUGACAUUGCCAAACUGCGUAAAUGCUUUGCUGGUUUGUGGAGUUUGGAUGACUCUAAUAUUGUUAGAAAAGCAAUUGAAAGACCGGAGUUAUUUGUGAUGAAACCCCAAAGAGAAGGAGGAGGAAACAAUAUUUAUGGUUAUGAUGUGAGGGAAACUCUCCUAAAAUUGCAGCUAGCAGGUUCUCAAGAAAAUGGAGCUUAUAUCCUCAUGCAGAGGAUAUUUCCAUCUCUUUCUGCAGCAAUUUUGAUGCGUAAUGGUCGUUGGCAUAAGGAUAGUGUCAUUUCAGAACUUGGCGUAUUCGGUACUUAUUUAAGGAAUAAGGAUAGGGUUAUCAUGAAUAAACAAAGUGGUUAUUUGAUGCGUACAAAAACAUCAUCAUCUGAUGAAGGUGGUGUUGCAGCUGGUUUUGCAGUGCUAGAUAGUCUAUACCUGACUUGA